AUGCUCUUCCGACAGCUUGAUAGAUACUCUAUCUGCCAGAAGAGAAGAAUGGAGAAGAGGGUGAACAGUGCACGAGAUUGCUGGGCUUUUGCAACUGCUGGAAAUCAUCCAUUCCCAAGAAACCCUAAUGGUUUCUACCCAUUUUGGCUAAGCUUUUCCCUUCCUUUCUCUUCUCCUCCCUUGGCUUUUCCUAUCUUGGUGAAAUUUCCUCUGUCUAUUCGCACAAAAUCAGGAAAUUUGAGAGCUCAAGGCCCCUUUCCCGCAGCUGUUCCAGUGGGAGGCUCCAUUCUUAGCUAUUUUUCUUCUUUUUUCCUUCCUCCUUACUUGGCCAGAUUUGAUGAAAGAAAGGAAGCGGAUAUACAUGCGGGUUCGAAGGGUGCUUCUGGCAGCUCGCAGGCUAAUAUUCUUUGGUUCCUUGAAUGUUUCUUGCCUGGAACUUGCUCCCCUCAUGUGCUGGAACCUCCAGCAGCUUUGUUCAAUAAAUCUUCAGACCUCCCCCUUCGUGGCUUCUAUUUUUCUAGCAAGGGGCUGAGGCUUUUGUGGCUUCUUUUGGAGUUUUGUACGGGCCAAGAAAUGGGCUUGAGUCCCGAGGCUCCCAAGCGACCCGAGACUUCCAUUUCUCAUCCCAUCAAUGGGCCUCAUGUUGAUUUAUUACCAUCCAUACCACAACCCACUCAAGCAAGCCCCGGGUUUUGA
Prunus armeniaca (apricot) is the source of this 696-nucleotide messenger RNA. The record is from the annotation of a GenBank genome assembly. NCBI's taxonomy places the organism in Eukaryota, Viridiplantae, Streptophyta, Magnoliopsida, Rosales, Rosaceae.